AUGCUCACGACCCGCGCGAUGGAGCGCGGGUCGGCCUUCAAAGGCGUCCGUAGGUGGCGGAGGACCGCGCUACUUUCGCCGAUCAUGCCGGCGCGCGUGCCUGCGGCUCACAACCCGCGCGAGAGCGCGCGGCUCGGCCUUCGAAGGCGUUGGGAGGCAGCGGCCGAGCCCGCCUUCACCGUGACGCCGUUCAAGUGCCUAAGGCGGUAGGCGGAUCACCGCACUUCUCCCCGGCGAGAUGAGGCCCUCCGCGCUAGAGGAGAGGCGGAUCAGACUACGAGGAGCGGCGGAGGCCAUCAAGCUUGUCUCGAGUAGCCCUCGCGCGCGCGCAAUCGCGUGGCGGCGGUAGACCGAUUUUCGCCACUGAGACGAACACCGACUCAAAGGGUAGCCGUGACAACUUCGUGUGUAUAGCGGCUGAUACGCUUGUUCAU
Emiliania huxleyi CCMP1516 is the source of this 434-nucleotide messenger RNA. RefSeq lists its product as hypothetical. The coding region runs from base 1 to 210 and encodes 69 amino acids. The record is from RefSeq and is a predicted model, not a curated record. The transcript has 2 exons. NCBI's taxonomy places the organism in Eukaryota, Haptophyta, Isochrysidales, Noelaerhabdaceae.